Belonocnema kinseyi is the source of this 971-nucleotide messenger RNA. It is a transcript of the gene Gr22e, whose product is annotated as gustatory receptor for bitter taste 22e. Gene Ontology annotation, cellular component: axon; neuronal cell body; dendrite. The record is from RefSeq and is a predicted model, not a curated record. Bases 213 to 794 code for a protein of 193 amino acids. Lineage: Eukaryota; Metazoa; Arthropoda; Insecta; Hymenoptera; Cynipidae. Gene Ontology annotation, biological process: sensory perception of taste. The transcript has 6 exons.
UCGUUCAAAUGUUUCGGCCAUAAAUGAAUAAAACUUGAGAUCGUUGACAUAUUUUGAAUGGAAAGUAACCUGAUGGAUUCAGCAAUGUUCUAUGUGUCGGAUUUUCGGUGGAGAAAAUCAACAUUCUUUUAGAAGGAGCCGUAAAAAGAAAAUUUAAGCUGGAAAAUAGUUAUCCAGUAUAUCGAAAGCAUCACAGGAUAAUUAGUUUAAUUAUGUCUGCUGAAUUUAAUUCUGAGACUACUGAGAAAACCAGGAAUUUGAUACAAUUACUCAGACAACUGCAUUUGGAGCUCUGUAAAGUUGGCUGGGAUUUAAAUAAAAUAUAUGGACUGCAAAUAACAAUGUCAGUAGUGACAAACAUAAUUUUCCUGAUUAUCUAUUUACACUACCUAUUCAGGGAAAUUUUACAUACUAAAGAAUACAAUUAUAGAAUGAUUUAUUCAUCAAUAUGCACAGCAAGUUCGGCCGUAAUAUGUUUCUUCAGAGUCACGCACCUUAAUAUUGUUUGUGGAAACGUAGCUAAAAAAGCUCGAAGGGCAAAUGAGAUUAUUUUUGAACUCAAUAAAGGAAACGAGAAUAAAGAACUAACCGAAGAGAUUGAGCAAUUUGCAAUGCAAAUUGACCAGCGACCCUUGACCUUCUCCAUGUGUGGAUUAUAUACACUAGAACAUAAAUUUAUUGGAAGUGUGCUGACAACAGCAGUAACAUAUUUGUCCUUUCUGAUACAAAUUGGACCGAUAUACGAAGAAUCGAGAGGAUACCAAAGUUUAAAUGAAACUUUUGAAAAUCUUUGAUUAAAAACAACAAGUUUUAAUAGAAUUAUUUAAGUCUAACAUUUUUCUUGCGGAUUUCAUCAAAUUGAAAAGUCAGCAUCGUGUGUUAUUAUUAAUAAUUAAAUUUAUUGUACAAUUCUAUCCUAUUAAUAUACAAAACUAUAAUUUUUGGUUACAUAUACAUAAUAUGUAAUAACA